AUGAUCCUAUUGUCUAUUGUCGAUAUUGUCGCUAUACACGGCCUGCAAGGUCACAGGGAGAAGUCGUGGAUGACGGACGACGGAGUUUGUUGGCUACGACACCUUUUGCCCUCCGACUUGCCCAAUGUCCGAAUCCUCAGCUAUGGAUAUGAUGCCGACACCCGCAGUCGAGAGUGCGUAUCGACUCAGACUUUGGGUCGACAUGCUGAUGGGUUCGCCUAUGCACUCUCGAGGGAACGAAAAGACGCUCCUCGGCGUCCUAUUAUUUUCGUUGCACACGACGUAGGAGGUAUAGUUCUCAAAUCGGCCUUGGUCAUCUGUCAUAACCAGAAUCUGGAUUCGGAUUGUCAACUUCGGAACAUUCUAGUAUCCACACAUGGAAUUCUUUUCUUCGGGACUCCUCACUUCGGCCUUGAAGGCACCACCUACCAUGAAGUGCUCAAUCGCUUGGCGUCGGUGUACAUGGAGACGACAAACAUAAUCCUCAAAGAUCUAGAGGAUUAUUCGAGUGAACUCGAGCAUAUACAGCGUCUGUACGCGUCUGCAAGUGAGAAGAUCAGCAGCAUAUUUUUCUGUGAAGAGUAUGCAACGUCGGGCAUCAGUAAUCUAAGCGAAGUGAAUGUCCCACAUCACAAGGCCAUUAUCGCUGGCGACCGCAACGCGACGACAAUUGUUCUUCACGCGAAUCACCGCAAUUUAGUCCGAUUUACAUCCAAAGGGAACGACAACUAUAGGACAGUUCGCUACCAUCUCGAAGCCUACGUCGACCACGGGCCGGAGGCUGUGUGCAAGGAAUGGGUCAGAGAGGACGAUUGCCGCAAUGCGGCCAAGGGAAAAUCUGCCCCUGAACCGGGCGUGAUGCCGAAACCUCGUCCAGUCCCGUCAAGGACCUACAUUGAACGAAAGAAUAUCGAAUAUCUCAUCACACAGAAGCUGCUACAGACAGGUCAGGGGAAACGUCAACCACGGUGCAUAUUAUAUGGACUCGGGGGGUCAGGAAAGACCCAGCUCGCGACGAAAUGGAUCCAGGAUCACGAACACAAUUUCAGUCGGGUGAUUUUCGUCGACGCUUCCAGCCAACAGCAUCUAGAGGCGGAUUUGGAGCGGUCCAUUCGCUCCUUAGGCCCGGAGUACGCUAAGAUGACGUGGAAUGACGCAGUUGCGUAUCUCGACGGCAAGGAGAAAGGUUGGCUACUAUUCUUUGACAACGCCGAUUCGGAAAAGCUCGAACUUCGUCCAUACCUCCCUGGUAGUGUUCACGGAACCAUUUUGAUUACCACAAGAAACGCUCACUGUAACAAAUACGCUCGGGAUGGUGCAGUCCAUGUCGGCGAUCUGGAGGACAACGAGGCCGUGAACCUUCUCCACACAAUUGCCAACGUCGCACCUGCGUCCGAUGUUGAAUCUCUCAAGAUUGUUCGGGAGCUGGGUAUGCUUGCGCUGGCAAUUACCCAAGCCGGAGCAUAUAUUGGCAACACUCGGCGCCUCGAUACGUAUCUGGACACAUUCCAUGAGCAUCGAGAUCAACUUCUACGUAGCAAGCCAGAAAUUGACGCGGAAUACGCGUUCUCGACAUACGCCGCCUUCGAUCUGUUCUUCAAAAACCUCCCAGAAAAUACACAGGAGCUCCUCAAACUGUGUGCAUCCCUCCACUACUCGCUGAUUCCAAUAGACCUAUUUAGGCGGUCAAUACAAUCCGAAUUUAGCGCAUACUCGGUCCGGAAUAGCCUUCCCCCUCCCGAGAGUGACCAGACUAUCAUUUCGAGGCUCAUAAAAAUUCCUGGGUCCACGUGGAAUGAGGUUGCAUUCCAGAGGAUUGUCGACCCAGCAUCGCAUGGGUCGUUUAUCAGUAUUUCAUCCGACGGCCUAUUCUACACGUUUCAUCCACUGUUUCAGAUGUAUCUCAAGGAUCGUCUUGGAGGAGAAGAGGGUCGAUGUUAUGCACGCAUGACCGCACAACUCCUCCUAGGUGCUAUCCGGCCCAUUAAAGAUAGCAAUGCGUGGUCUUGGCAACUGCUUCCUCAUGUCGACAGAAUUCCUCGAUCGGUACAAUUGGAGAGCGUGGCGCACGCAUUGGCGUUCCACGAACUUUAUAACUCUGUGGGGAACUGGAAGGCGUGUCAAGAGCUGUUGGAGCCUGCACUUACCCAGCUUGGUCAAAACGAAGGCCAGAGGAAUGAAGAUUCACUAUUUGUUAUCAGCCGACUAGCCGAUGCGCUGCAACGUGACGGUCAGUUGUCCAGAGCGGAAAAGAUGCAACGUGAUGUGCUUGCAUUACGGCUCGAGAUCCACGGAGAAUGGCAUCUAGAUACCAUCUCAGCAAUGAGCAACCUUGCAGAUACAUUAUCAAGGAGUGGUCAGUUGGACAAAGCCGAAACGAUGGCGCGAAAGGUACUCACAUUGCGGCUCGAGAUCCUUGGUCAACGGCACCCAGACACCAUCUCGGCAACCAGGAAUGUCGCUGCUACAUUAUACAGGCGUGGCCAGCUCGAAGAGGCUGAAAAGAUGGAGCGAGAAGUACUUACCCAACGGGUCGAGAUACUUGGAAAACGGCAUCCAGAUACCAUAUCAGCGAUGAAUAGCCUUGCCGCUACAUUACACAAGGGUGGUCAGUUGGAUGAGGCUGAAAAGCUGAUACGGGAGGUGCUUGCUUUGCGGCUCGAAAUCCUUGGAAAACGCCAUCCAGAUACUAUCGUGGCAGUAAACAACCUUGCUACAACUUUAUGGAAGUGUGGUCAGUGGGACGAGGCUGAAAAGAUGGAGCGAGAGGUACUCGCGUUGCAGACGGAGAUACUUGGACGACGGCAUCUUGACACUAUCUCGGCGUUGCAUAACCUUGCGGUCACAGUCCGCGAUCGCGGUCAGCUGGACGAGGCCGAAAAGAUGGAGCGAGAAGCACUUGCUUUGCGGCUCGAGAUCCUUGGAAGAAAAAAUAUCGAUACGAUUUCGACGAUGGGGAAUCUUGCCAUUACACUGUCCAACCGUGGCGAUUUACAUGAGGCCGAAACCUUGGAGCGAGAGGUGCUUGCUUUGCGGCUCGAGAUCCUUGGAAGAAGAAAUCUAGAUACUAUCUCGGCGAUGCGCAAUCUUGCCAUCACACUGUAUAACCGUGGUCAGCUGGACGAGGCUGAAAAGCUGGAGCGAGAUGUACUCGCACUGCGGCUCGAGAUACUUGGACAACAGCAUAAAGACACGAUAAUGGUCAUGAGGGACCUCGCUCUUACAUUGUAUAGGCGUAGUCAGAGGGACGGGGCCGAAAAGAUAGAGCAAGGGGUAAAAUCAUUGUUACCCAGAAUCCUUGGACGACGCAAGGCUCUCCGUGCCUUAUCCCAUUCUCUUUUUAUACUUCAGAAGUCUGGUCAGCUCGAGGAAUCCGCAAAUCUCCUACGAGAGGCCAUGAAGCUACGGCGCGAGGUCCCUGGUGAAGAAACUCCCAAUACCUCGGAGUUGGAAUCGCUUCUCGAGCUCGUUAUGGCGGAGAAAUCUCAUCAUGGCUCUCGUAGGAGACCUUUGACCAGAUACUUGCCUGUGCUAUUUUCAUGA
Messenger RNA from Serendipita indica DSM 11827, 3543 nucleotides. The record is from the annotation of a GenBank genome assembly. Lineage: Eukaryota; Fungi; Basidiomycota; Agaricomycetes; Sebacinales; Serendipitaceae.